Malassezia japonica is the source of this 579-nucleotide messenger RNA. RefSeq lists its product as uncharacterized. The record is from RefSeq and is a predicted model, not a curated record. The transcript has a single exon. Lineage: Eukaryota; Fungi; Basidiomycota; Malasseziomycetes; Malasseziales; Malasseziaceae. Bases 1 to 579 code for a protein of 192 amino acids.
AUGUUCAAGCUCACUGCCAUUGCUGUCCUUGCUCUUGCUGCCGUUGCCAGCGCUUCGCUCGACUGCAAGCCUCACGGCUCGCAGCAGGAGCUCAGCGCUCUCGGCGAGCACAGUGUGAAGCACUUUGCUUUUGAUGGAGGCAAGCUUAAGGAGGGAGACAAGGGCGAGAAGCUGCAGUUCUACGAGUGCAAGGCGCCGAAGCACUUCACGGGCACGAACGAAAACGCCGUCUUCGGCCAGCUCCGCAGCACUUCCGAGAAGAACAAGUGUGUGACUAGCGGCAACUACUUCGUUACCGCUCCGGGUCCCAUUGGCGGCCACACUUUCAAGAGCCUUCCCAAGGGUGCCUCGCCCGCCGUUACCCUGCAGGACUGUGCCGAGUCCGGUGAUAAGCUCCGCCAGCAGUGGUUCGGUCUUACCAGCCUUAAGAAGGGUUGCAAGCCGAUCUACUUCGCCGGUGAGGAGGAGGAUGUCGCUGCUCCUACGAUUGGCUCUCGCAACGGUGGCGUGUCGUUCUCGCCGAUGUCCGACGAGGGCCCUUCGUCGAUUGCCAUGUUCUCGGCUGCCGACUCGUGCUAA